AUGGUGAAGGAAGGAUUUACUGGUCGAUCUGCGUCCCUGUCCUCAUCUUUGGUCAUGAGCUUUUGGAAAAAGAAAACUGAUCCACAACCAAACGCUGAUCAGAGCCAACAGGUGCGCUUCUCAAGUCACCUUUCUGAUGGAGAACUCUGUGCAGUAGACGCCCGAAAGAUGCAGGCCGCUCAAGCCCUGGGACGAAUACUGGGAAGAAGUGUCUCCAAAAGUGAGGUGCCCACUGUUGCUGUCCUGGGCUCUGGAGGGGGUCUUCGUGCCAUGAUUAGCUUUCUGGGCUCGAUGUCAGGAUUCCUCGAGGCGGGAUUGCUGGACUGUGUGACGUACCUCUGCGGAGUGUCAGGAUCCACCUGGGCAAUCAGUUCAUUGUACGAAAAUGUGGAAUGGUCCAGUGACUUUUCUGCCACAAUUAGUCAAAUCUGCAGUAACCUUGAGGAUGCAAAUUUUGAUUUUGAUGAUAUCAUCGAUGUCCUCAAGAGAGAAGAUCAUCUCCUGAAAAGACUGGAGGCAGCUGCUUACAAGGAAGACUACUCAGCCACUGACCUCUGGGGAACGGUGGUUAGCAGAGUUCUUGGAAAGGAACACAAUCAAAAACUUUCAAAGCAGCAAGAAGCCGUCAAGAAUGGGCACAAUCCUUACCCGGUGUAUGCCGCUAUCAAUAAGGAGUACUUUGACUGUGACAAGAAGAAUAAACACCCAGAGAUCUGGUUUGAAUUUACACCGUAUGAAUGUGGGUUUCCAAGUUAUGGAGCAUUUGUUGAAACCAAGAUGUUUGGGAGUAAAUUUGAGGGGUCGGAAAUGAAGGAGUAUCAUCCCGAACCAAGCGUGUAUUUGCUGCAAGGUUUGUGGGGCAGUGCAAUGGCAGACAUGAAAACCUUAGAGAAAUAUGUCAUCGCAAAACUGCAUAAUUUAUCACCAUCCUCACCGCCAUCAUCACCAUCUUCACCAUCCUCACCUCCAUCAUCACCUUCAUCUCCAUCAUCACCAUCAAAAAAUGAGCCACAACAGCAGAGUGAGAAAGACAUUAAAUUUCAAGAUAUGAAAUGGGAAGAGCAAUGCGAGCAGCCUUCAGUUUGCGUUCAGGUGUUUGCUUCACAGUUCCAGUGGUUAUUUACUGUCAUUUUUCUCUCUGUCUCUUUUUCAGAUGAGGAAGAAUGUCAAAGGGCCAUACCAGGUACUCAGUUUUUCCAUAUGGUAGCUAAGACAGCUGAAGUCCUCACACGUUGGAAAUUUGGAACGAAAUUCAAUUACCUUUACCAGUGUGAACAGUUCAAGAAAUCAGAGAAGAGAAAGAUUUUUAGCUUCAUGGGCAACACUGCUAGUCAAGACCCGAAGCAUGUGGGACAUAAUCCUUUUGUUUCUCUGGUGGAUGCUGGUCUGGAGAUAAACACGGCUUACCCACUGAUGCUGCGUGCAGAACGCAAAGUGGAUGUCAUCAUUUCUCUGGACUUUAGUGAAGGCGACUUGUUUGAGACCCUGGUCCAUGCCACAGAUUACGCAAAAGUCAAUUGUCUUCCUUUCCCUCCUGUGAAUAUCAAUAACAUGCUGCCAACUGACUGCUGCGUGUACAGCGACCCAGCGACUCCAACAGUUAUUCAUAUGCCGCUGGCAAAUUCAGCAAAUGCAAACGAAAUGAACAUGGCUGAAUUUCCCACCAAGAAAAUGAAAUAUAACAAGACAGAAAUUGCCAAGCUGUACAAGGAGGCUAAAAAUAACAUCACCCGGAACAAAACUAAAAUUCUGGAGGAAAUCAAGAAGAAGAUGCAUCCUCUAUAAUGUAUAAAGGCAAAACAGAGACAAUAACUGUAUAUGAACUCAUUUCAAGUCAGUUUGUAACGUACUACGCUGCACCCUGAAUUAACCUAGAAAGUCAUUGGUUUUAUGGAACUCCGCAGAAAUAAUCAAAGAGCGUACAACCAACACCACUUCUCUACUUACCACUAGUUUCACAGAAUUAUCCAUCCAUCCAUUAUCCAACCCGCUACAUCCUAACUACAGGGUCACGGGGGUCUGCUGGAGCCAAUCCCAGCCAACACAGGGCGCAAUGUAGGAAACAAACCCCGGUCAGAGCGCCAGCCCACCGCAGGGAUCACAGAAUUAACCAAACGAAAAAAAAAAUCUAAAAAUAGAAAUACAUUAAUUAUAAGGAAAAAUGCCAAAAUUACGAUCUAUUUAAUAACCCCUGCUCCCCUCCCACAUUGCAAUGUGUUUUUCCAAAUUACCUGUACAGAAAAUAAACACAGCACAAAACACACAAAUUGCAACAAUCAACAGGUACAAACUGGAAUUAUCCCCUAUAACGUCCAGACAAAAAAAAAAAAAAAUUGCUAAGUAAAUAAUGAUGGAAAGACAGAAGCAGAUUACAAGAUAAACUGAUAGCCUUUUCGACACUAGUAGUCCUGCACCUGGACUAGUAAAAAAAAAUAUAUUGUACCAGCUGUGGAAAAACAGGACAGGUGAGUAUCCAGCAGGAUAGAAUUUGGAAUUUUAGAGUUUUAGGAAAGUAGUAAUACUCGAGAUGGGGGCAAAACUAGGAGGGCUGCAGAGGACGUGUUGAAUUAGCUGUGGUGUCACAUAAGGAGCCUCAUUUCAGAUUUUUGCCAAUGCCCCAUCAAGGUGGACCAACUACCCAUAUUGCUUAAAUGCGCAUUCCUAUUAAAGUACAUUGUUAAGCGCCAAAAAACAUAUGUGGCAUACCCAUUUCAAAAUGACUUGUUGCAUCCCUGCUUGAGAAUACAUAACAGUACUAUAGAUAUAAAAAGACACAAGACACAAUAUCAAGAACAAAGAAAAAGGAUAUACAUAUUUAACUUAAUUUUAAAUUACAGAAAGAAACAACAGAAGAAGCAUAAAAAAUAUGGGGAAGUAUUUCAGGUAAAAUUAAAUUGAUAAAUGAACAAACAAAUGUGACUAUAAAUAAACUAUAACAAAAUGA
Messenger RNA from Erpetoichthys calabaricus (reedfish), 2944 nucleotides. Its product is annotated as cytosolic phospholipase A2 zeta-like. Gene Ontology annotation, biological process: glycerophospholipid catabolic process. The coding region runs from base 1 to 1785 and encodes 594 amino acids. Lineage: Eukaryota; Metazoa; Chordata; Cladistia; Polypteriformes; Polypteridae. Gene Ontology annotation, cellular component: nucleoplasm; cytosol; nuclear envelope. The record is from RefSeq and is a predicted model, not a curated record. The transcript has 16 exons. Gene Ontology annotation, molecular function: calcium-dependent phospholipid binding; calcium ion binding.